Messenger RNA from Triticum dicoccoides, 2537 nucleotides. Its product is annotated as fimbrin-2-like. The record is from RefSeq and is a predicted model, not a curated record. Gene Ontology annotation, molecular function: actin filament binding. The coding region runs from base 118 to 2220 and encodes 700 amino acids. Gene Ontology annotation, biological process: actin filament network formation; actin filament bundle assembly. Lineage: Eukaryota; Viridiplantae; Streptophyta; Magnoliopsida; Poales; Poaceae. The transcript has 13 exons. Gene Ontology annotation, cellular component: cytoplasm; actin filament bundle; actin filament.
CUUUAGUUUGAACCAACGCUCCACCUCAGACACUGGCCACCGUCUCGACUCGCGCAUCCCACCUAACACCGCCCGCGGACUGGGAGCUGCCGCCGCCGCCGCGGAGCAGGGGACUCGAUGGGAUUCGACGGGCUGGUCGUCGUGUCCGACCCUUACCUGCAGCGCCGCUUCACGCAGGCGGACCUCCGCGCGCUCCAGGCACAGUACGCGGGGCUGCGGGACACGGCGCCCACCGGCAGGCUGCGGCUGCGGGACCUCCCCGCCGCGCUGACCGGCCUGGGGAGCCCCACCGCUAUGGCCGCCGGUAAAGGGGAAGCGCUGCGCGGGGACGCCGGGAAAGAGAACAGCUCGCCGCCCGAGCGGGCGCUCACGGACGAGGAGUGGUCCUCCGUGCUCACGGCUGUCUCCCGCGCCGACGAGAAACCGCAGCUCGACGUCAACUUUGAGCUCUUCCUGCGCGUCUACGCCGAGAUGCAGCUGCGGCUCAAGGGCGGGAAGAAGGCGCGCGAGCGCGACGGCGGCCAAGGCAUUAAGCGCUCCUCCUCCUCGUCUGCCGCCUUCCUCACGGCGUCCACCACCACGCUGCUGCACACCAUCAGCGAAUCUGAGAAGGCUUCCUACGUGGGCCACAUCAAUGCCUACCUCGCCGAGGAUCCGUUCCUCAAGAACGCGCUGCCCGUCGAUCCGGCCACCAACCAGCUCUUCCACCUCACUAAAGACGGCGUGUUGCUAUGUAAGCUCAUCAACUUGGCCGUUCCGGGGACCAUCGACGAGCGUGCUAUCAACACCAAGAGGCUGCUUAACUUGUGGGAGAAAAACGAGAACCACACCCUCUGUCUCAACUCUGCCAAGGCCAUCGGCUGCACUGUUGUCAAUAUCGGCACGCAGGAUCUCGCAGAGGGGAGGCCUCAUCUUAUCCUAGGGCUGAUAUCUCAGAUUAUCAAGAUACAACUAUUGGCAGAUGUAAACCUGAAGAGCACACCUCAGUUGGUCGAAUUGGUUCAAGACAGCCAGGAGAUGGAGGAGCUUAUGAGCCUUUCUCCUGAAAAAAUACUACUAAGGUGGAUGAACUUUCAGCUGAAGAAAGGAGGUUUCCAGAGAACAGUAACAAAUUUUUCAUCGGAUAUAAAAGACAGUGAGGCAUAUGCUUGCUUGUUAAAUGUCCUGGCUCCAGAAUGCAGUACUAAACCAUCGCCAAUGUCAGUAAAAGAUCUUCUUCAUAGAGCAAGAUUAGUUCUUGAGCAUGCAGAUAGGAUGGGCUGCAAAAGAUAUCUGGCCCCGAAAGACAUAGUUGAUGGUUUACAAAAUCUAAAUCUCGCCUUUGUGGCUCAUAUUUUUCAAAAAAGGAAUGGGUUGUCGAAACAAAUGAAGCAAGUUUCGUUUGUGGAUGGAGUAUCUGAUGAUGCUCAAGUUUCAAGGGAAGAGAGGUCAUUUAGGCUAUGGAUUAACAGCCUUGGAAUUUCUACAUAUAUAAACAAUGUAUUCGAAGAUCUUAGAAAUGGAUGGGUGCUCCUUGAGGUCAUGGAUAAGGUUGCUCCUGGUUCAGUUAAUUGGAAGUUUGCAAACCGACCCCCAAUAAAACUUCCAUUCAGAAAAGUUGAAAACUGUAAUCAACUUCUGAAGAUAGGAAAGGAAAUAAAAUUUUCCUUGGUGAAUAUUGCUGGUCAUGAUAUUGUGCAAGGAAACAAGAAAUUGAUAUUAGGUAAGUGGNAAUUGAUGCGGUACAACAUACUACAACUGUUGAAGAAUCUUAGAUUUCAUUCGAAUGGGAAGGAGAUCACAGAUAAUGACAUACUAUUAUGGGCUAACAAAAAGGUUAAGGAUUCUGGAAGACAGUCUCAAAUGGGAAGUUUCAAGGAUAGAAGCCUUUCAAGUGGCAUAUUUUUUGUCAACUUACUAAGUGCUGUGGAGCCUCGCGUUGUGAAUUGGAGCCUUGUAACCAAAGGAGAAAAAGAUGAAGAAAAACAAAUGAAUGCUUCCUACAUCAUCUCUGUGGCUAGAAAGCUUGGUUGCUCCAUCUUCUUGCUGCCAGAGGAUAUAACGGAGGUCAACCAGAAGAUGAUGCUGACUUUGACAGCAAGCAUCAUGUAUUGGCAUUUGAAAAGGCCAACAUCAUAUUCACUGGACCCUGACAACAGUAGUUUGUGUGAGACAAGUUCUAUCUCAACUUCAGAUGACUCCGCAUCUGAAUCAUCAAUUGAUGAUAGCGGAACUAGAUAGAUGAAAUUGCAUGGUCUGACUGCUACUUCAGGACUCAAGAUUCUAUAUUCUUGAUUCUUUGCUAUAAAUUGGAGAGCAGACGCAUUCAAGAAUGAAGGGGAGAAUGGUGAAAGAGUUUUGUUUGUUUCAUUUGAGGUUCUGUAGUGUGCAAAUUGAUUUGGUGAGUAAUGUACAACAUCCUGUAAAUAUUGACACAGGUAGCAAGUAUAUGUAACAUCAUAUAGUGGCAGUUGUUUAUUCAAAAUCCAACCACAUUGAUUAGUUUGUUGAGCAAUUUUGCUCAGGCGACGCCGGUGACUCAUGUAGUAAUUUUUGGC